Messenger RNA from Echinostoma caproni, 312 nucleotides. The record is from the annotation of a GenBank genome assembly. Lineage: Eukaryota; Metazoa; Platyhelminthes; Trematoda; Plagiorchiida; Echinostomatidae.
AUGGAUAUUCCAGUCAUUGAACCAUUGAAUCUGCACAGAAGCCCAUCAGAAAUCGAUGAGUGGGUAGAACAUUUCGAAUUAUGGUACAGCAUCCGGAAAGGAGGAAUGCAAAAGCAGUCGGUCCUAUUUUUGACGUUGGGCGGCCGAGAGCUGUAUUUCCUGGUAAAGAAUCUAGCAUUCCCGAAUGUUCCUGCUGAAUUGCCGUUCGAGAAGUUGAAAUCCCUAUUACUGGACUACAUUCUCCCAAUGGAUUUUCAGGCCACUGAACGGGCCAAAUUCAAGUCAAUGAUCAGGGCUGCCAACAUGCCGUGC